Messenger RNA from Rangifer tarandus platyrhynchus (Svalbard reindeer), 303 nucleotides. NCBI's taxonomy places the organism in Eukaryota, Metazoa, Chordata, Mammalia, Artiodactyla, Cervidae. The record is from the annotation of a GenBank genome assembly.
AUGCCGGAGCUGAGGUCUAGGCCCACCGGCUCUGGACUCUGCCGGGCGCCGCCGCCCUGCUCCAGGUCAGGGGACCCCGGCGCGUUCGUGCUUCCGCUGUCGUUGAGGUCUGGGCCCCAAGCUCUCUGCAGGACUUGGCUCGCAGCCGAGCCGCACAUCACCCCAGAGCCCCCCACGGUCCGGAUCGUGGAUCUCGCAUCCCUACCGGCUGUUCAUCUUGAAUCUGGGAAUGAAGUACCCGGCCGAGCCGCCGGCUUUCCCCGCUCGCGAAGGCUGCGAACUCUCGUUAGGAUAGGCGCCUAG